This is a messenger RNA of Oppia nitens, 2633 nucleotides long. It is a transcript of the gene Cpr, whose product is annotated as NADPH--cytochrome P450 reductase-like. Bases 438 to 2471 code for a protein of 677 amino acids. NCBI's taxonomy places the organism in Eukaryota, Metazoa, Arthropoda, Arachnida, Sarcoptiformes, Oppiidae. Gene Ontology annotation, molecular function: FMN binding; NADPH-hemoprotein reductase activity; flavin adenine dinucleotide binding. The transcript has 7 exons. Gene Ontology annotation, biological process: response to hormone. Gene Ontology annotation, cellular component: cytosol. The record is from RefSeq and is a predicted model, not a curated record.
UAAACGUUGUUUUUAAAAGGUAUUAGUUAUUAAAGUGACUCUCAAUUCAAUUCAGUACUGUUUAUGACACACAACAUAACACAACACAAUAAUAACAAUAAUAAAUACUAAACACUAUAUGUGUUUGUGUGUUGUUUUAUAAUCACUUUUAUUUAAUUUAAUAGAAAAAUCAUUUUUUUUAACAAAUUUUUGUUUUAAAUAGUUUAAAACAUUAUUAUAUAUUUACAAUUGUUAUUAUGCUUAGUAUACUACUUUGAUUGUUAAGUAAAUUAGUUGUUUUUUUUAUUUUUAUUAUAACUUAUAAACAAAAUUCAUAUAUAGUUUUUUUUGGUCACAAAAUAUUCAUUUGAAAUCAUCGGUUGUUUUUGGUUUUUUUCGUUAAUUUGUUGAUUUAAAUAAUAUUUAAAAAAAGUAAUUUAUAAACCUAUAUAAAAAAAAUGGAUGCGAUUCCUACUGAAGAACCUACGGCUCCGGGCUAUCUGAGUGCAGUCGACUAUUUAAUUAUAUUAAGUCUAUUGGGUUUGGCCUCAUAUUAUUGGCUAUUUUAUCGAAACAAAAAUAAAAAAUCAGAAUUUGAUACCUCGUCUAUCAAAACGUUUUCAAUUGAGCCAACAUUAACCCGAAGUGUAUCGGAAUCUGGAUUUAUAGCCAAAAUGAAGUCCGGCGGCCGAAAUGUAGUCGUUUUUUAUGGAUCUCAAACUGGAACAGCUGAAGAGUUUGCCGCCCGAUUGGCUAAAGAGGCUUCUCGUUACAGUAUGAAAGCAAUGGUUGCCGAUCCGGAAGAAUGCGAUAUGGAAGAGUUGGGUAAGAUUGUCGAAAUUGAGAACCAUUUGGCCAUAUUCUGUAUGGCCACUUACGGCGAAGGAGAUCCCACCGAUAAUGCACAAGAGUUUUACGAAUGGCUUCAAAACGGUGGCGCAGAUCUGACGGGUUUGAAAUAUGCGGUGUUUGCUUUGGGUAACAAAACCUAUGAACACUACAACAAAAUGGGUCAAUACCUGGAUGUCCGACUUGAAGAGCUUGGCGCUACCCGUGUCUAUGAGUUGGGAAUGGGAGACGACGAUGCAAAUAUUGAAGAAGAUUUUAUUACUUGGAAAGAAAAAUUCUGGGCAUCAGUUUGCGAACAGUAUGAUCUACAGACUGGUGAAGAAGUUAGUAGCCGACAGUAUGAGCUUAUUGUUCACAAUACUGAAGAUUUGGCUGAAGACAAAGUAUUCAGAGGAGAAGUUACUCGACUUAACUCUUAUGCCAAUCAAAAAGCGCCGUUUGACCAGAAAAAUCCAUUUUUGGCUCCCGUUUCGGUUAACCGAGAACUAUACAAAAGUGACCGCUCGUGCCUUCACAUUGAGUUAGACCUAACCAACUCUAAGCUGAGAUAUGAAGCCGGAGAUCAUGUGGCUGUCUAUCCCAAGAAUGAUACUUCGCUUGUAAAUAAAAUCGGUGAACUAUUGGAUAUCAAUUUGGAUACAAUUAUCUCAUUGAAAAACAUGGAUGAGGACAGUUCGAAAAAACACCCGUUUCCUUGUCCUACAUCCUAUCGAACGGCACUACAAUUUUAUACAGAUAUUACUAGUAUUCCGAGGACUCAUGUGCUGAAAGAAAUAUCUGAUUACUCCACUAAUGAAGAACACAAGACUUUCCUGAAGUUAUUGAGUUCAUCGACCGAAGAGGGCAGACAACUGUAUAAUGAUUGGGUUAUUAAGAACUGUCGCAGUAUUGUUCACAUACUGGAAGACUUGCCGUCAAUUAAGCCACCGUUGGAUCAUUUGCUUGAAUUAUUGCCACGUCUUCAGCCGCGAUACUAUUCAAUCUCAUCGUCGCCUAAACUCUAUAACAAUUCGGUUCACAUUACAGCUGUUGUCGUUGAAUAUGAAACUGGAACCGGUCGGGUGACAAAAGGUGUUGCCACCAAUUGGCUUAAAUCUAAAGAGCCGAGCAAUAAUGGUCACAAAGUGUUGGUUCCCUGUUUUAUUCGUCGCUCACAAUUCCGAUUGCCGGCUAAACCGCAAACACCGGUCAUUAUGAUAGGACCGGGAACUGGUUUGGCGCCGUUCAGAGGUUUCAUUCAGGAACGUCAGCAUAUAAUGAAAAGUGGCAAACCUACUGGUGAUACCAUUUUGUAUUUUGGUUGUCGUAAACAAUCUGAAGAUUAUCUUUAUGGCGAUGAACUGAAGGCCUAUGUCGAGGACAAAACUCUGACCAAACUUUACUGUGCCUUCAGUCGAGAUCAGGAACACAAAGUCUAUGUCACACAUCUGCUCAAACAGAAUAUGAAAGAGACGUGGAAUAUAAUUGGCCAACAAAAUGGACACAUCUAUAUCUGCGGUGAUGCCCGAAAUAUGGCCCGAGAGGUGAAAGAGAUUAUCAUUGAGACUAUUAUGACUGAAGACAACAAAAGUCGCGCCGAAGCCGAAAGUUAUCUAAAGAAAAUGGAGUCACAGCGCAGGUAUUCGGCCGAUGUUUGGAGUUAAGCGCAAACCAACGGCGCUAUCUUAGGGACUAAUACUUGAAUUUUUUUAAUUACUAUUUUAUUUUUUAAAAAUUAGACUUUGUAUUAUAAAAUUUAAGCUAUUUUUAAUUACAUGUUUAUCUAUCUAUAUAUAUAUAUAUAUAUUUACUUAAAUGGAUUUUUU